This is a messenger RNA of Triticum aestivum (bread wheat), 1109 nucleotides long. RefSeq names its product peroxidase 2-like. Gene Ontology annotation, biological process: response to oxidative stress; hydrogen peroxide catabolic process. NCBI's taxonomy places the organism in Eukaryota, Viridiplantae, Streptophyta, Magnoliopsida, Poales, Poaceae. The record is from RefSeq and is a predicted model, not a curated record. Gene Ontology annotation, molecular function: peroxidase activity; heme binding. Bases 1 to 990 code for a protein of 329 amino acids. The transcript has 2 exons.
AUGGCGGGAGGACGCGUGAACUUGGCAAUGGUGUUCUUGAUGGCUCUGCAUGGGCUGCUGCCACCGUCCACCCACGCCGCCCUGCAGGACGGGUUCUACGGCACCCGCACCAACUGCACCGUCGACGUCGAGGCCGUCGUGCGGGGCGUCGUCGAGCAGCACGUCUCCCGGUCCGCCGACGGUGGCUCCGGCGCGGGGCUCAUUCGCCUCCACUUCCAUGAUUGCUUCGUCAAGGGCUGUGAUGGCUCCGUCCUCAUUGAUCCGAGCCCCGUCAACCCGGACCCCGAGAAGGCCUCGCCGGCGAACGGCGGCCUCCGCGGGAUCGACGUGGUGGAGGAGGCCAAGAGGCAGCUGGAGGCCGCGUGCCCCGGCACCGUGUCGUGCGCCGACAUCCUCGCCUUCGCCGCACGCGACGCGGCCUACGUCCUCAGCUCCGGGGCGAUCAGCUACGACGUCCCCUCGGGCCGCCGCGACGGCCUCACCUCCGACGCGUCCGACGCCAGCCAGAGCCUGCCGCCGCCGUUCGCGCAGCUCGACGACCUCGUCCGCGCCUUCGCCUCCAAGGGCUUCGGCAUUGACGAGCUCGUCGCUCUCUCCGGCGCGCACUCCAUCGGCCGCGCGCACUGCUCGUCGUUCAGGGACCGGAUCCACCCCGCCGUGCACGAGACCAUGGACCCGAGCUACGGCGCCGACAUGCGGUCGCGGUGCCCCGAGGACGCCGGGGCGGAGGAACGGGUCGCGCAGGACCAGGCGACGUCGGGAGACCUCGACGGCCGGUACUUCGAAAACGUGCUGGCCGGGAGGGUGCUCUUCAACUCGGACCGGGCGCUGAUCGACGACGGCGGGACGAGGCGGAUGGUGGAGGACAACGCGGGGGACCAAGGGGAGUGGGCGGCCAAGUUCGCUGCCGCCAUGCGCAAGAUGAGCGAGCUCACGGGCACCGGCGAGGGCGAGAUCAGGGAGUUCUGCCACGUGACAAACAGAGGCUAGCGACCGGGGGAAUCGUCCAUCACAGUCAACUUGAUUUUAUUUAUUUAUUUAUAGCUUUUGUUUUUGUAUUUUUUUAAGGGUUUGUAAUUUUUGUUGAUACAUGUGAUUGUGGAAAAUCA